GCAGGCGGUAGUUCAAAGAUUUGAUGUGACACCAUCAUGUGCCUCUGCUUUGACGAGGAUCCGUUCAAUGCCGAAUGAGCUGAGCGUGCACUACAGUGACCACUAUCCGGGAGCGCAGUCACGUCGCAGUCUGUGCUGAGAGUGACUCUGGGGACACCUCCCGGGGGAGCUGCCAUAUAAAACCAGUGGCUCGCUCCUCCCGGACAAAGUGAGGUCCAGCCUCGUCCCAUCAGCACGGAUGCUUCAGCACUUCAGCAUCCUCAGCCUCAGCUCAGCUUUAGCUCAGCGGAAUUAACGCAUCGGAUACGGGACGAAUCUGACCUUUCUUCCUGCUGUCCUCAGUAGCCAAUUGCACACUGCAUAGAAAAUCUAUACUAGAUUCCUGGGAGACCCACAAUGGCAAACAGAGGGCCCAGUUACGGACUGAGUCGAGAGGUGCAGGAGAAGAUUGAGCAGAAGUAUGAUCCUGACCUGGAGCAAAGGUUGGUCGAUUGGAUAAUUGCACAGUGUGGAGGAAACCUGGAGAAACCACAGCCGGGAAAGCAGAACUUCCAGAAAUGGCUGAUGGAUGGAACAAUUCUCUGUAGACUCAUCAACAGCCUUUAUCCGAGGGGGAAGGAACCCAUCAAAAAGAUCCCAGAGACUCAGAUGGCCUUUAAACAAAUGGAGAAGAUCUCCCAGUUCCUGCAAGCCGCAGAAGCUUAUGGAGUCACAACCACUGACGUCUUUCAAACUGUAGAUCUCUGGGAGGGAAAAGACAUGGCAGCAGUCCAAAGGACCUUAAUGGCUCUGGGGAGUUUGGCUGUCACCAAAGACGACGGUCAAUACAGAGGAGAUAGAGACUGGUUCCACAGGAAAGCCCAGGGGUACCGAAGAGAAUUCACCGAAGAGCAGCUACGCCAAGGACAGAGUUUAAUUGGCCUCCAAAUGGGCAGCAACCGUGGGGCUUCCCAGUCUGGUAUGACAGGCUAUGGCAUGCACCGUCAGAUCAUGUAGACCCAUUACUACCCUUGCUGUUCUGCUUCCAGUCCUUACUCUCUCCUAACACCACAAAUAUUGUAGCCCCAAAAACAUUCCUAAGCUUCGUAGCACCUGCCACGUUAACCUCAGUUUCCCUGAAAGUGCUACUUUUGCCAGACAAUGUUUUAUUCACACUUUGAAAAAAAUGAUGUCAGAUGCUGUAGCUCUCCUUCUUUGGACUCUCCUUCCCUUCCUCUCUCCCAGGUUCUCAUGUGCUGUUUCCUAACUAUCACUCUUAACUCCAUUUGGUUACUUUUCAGGUCCAGAUGUUUACUUUACGUGGAACUCAGUGUUUCAGCAUCGGUUUAGUCUUGCAAAGUGUUUGAUUAAAAUCUCUAUACAAUGUCAAAGUCAUCAGAGUUGUACAUAUAUUUACAGAAGUACUGUAAGCCACUGUUAGAGCAUGCUGUAUGCUAUGCAUUUUUAAUUAUCGACACACUCAUUUACAUUUCUUUGCUUGUUUUAGGAUGGUUACUGUUACCCUGUAAUUAUUUAGCCUUAAACCUAAUGGAACUUAAUGACUGACGAUGUCUCUGCUAUCUUGUCUGAAGACUUGUUGCAGUAUCCUCUGUAACCAAAUCAACCUCACGUGGUGCCUGGUUAUGGGACUACAAAGACUGGGUCCUGAUAUACUGGCCUCAAAUUAUAAAUGAGAGUCAUUCAUUCUGAGCCAUGCCCUUGUUAUUUGUUUGUUAGAUUACAUAUUGUACUGUGUCUCUUUUGUGCGCAACAAGCAAGUAAAUGUGCAGUAGCCAACAUGUACGACAGUGGAGUUUUCAUCUCUGAUGCCAGUUGAUUACACUGCUUGAAUGUGCCCUUUUAUGUGUAUUAUAUUUUUAAAAUAUAUUUAUAUCUGGAAGCCUGUAAGAAGAAUUAUUAAAAAAAAAUAAAGUACAG
Oreochromis aureus is the source of this 1917-nucleotide messenger RNA. RefSeq names its product transgelin 3b (gene tagln3b). The record is from RefSeq and is a predicted model, not a curated record. Gene Ontology annotation, molecular function: protein binding. The transcript has 5 exons. The coding region runs from base 397 to 996 and encodes 199 amino acids. NCBI's taxonomy places the organism in Eukaryota, Metazoa, Chordata, Actinopteri, Cichliformes, Cichlidae.